Oncorhynchus kisutch (coho salmon) is the source of this 4771-nucleotide messenger RNA. It is a transcript of the gene crb1, whose product is annotated as crumbs cell polarity complex component 1. The transcript is spliced from 13 exons. Gene Ontology annotation, molecular function: calcium ion binding; Notch binding. The record is from RefSeq and is a predicted model, not a curated record. Bases 299 to 4270 code for a protein of 1323 amino acids. Lineage: Eukaryota; Metazoa; Chordata; Actinopteri; Salmoniformes; Salmonidae. Gene Ontology annotation, biological process: Notch signaling pathway.
UUCAUCACUGACAGACCAUCUCACUUAGGCUACUGGUGCUAUAUUGAACAAACACCAGCAAUCCGCUUCCCUGGCGGUCUUUUUAUAGCGUUCACGUUUGAUUGAGGAUCAUCUGAAGAGCUGACCGCAGAGAGAGCCCAUUGGUGCGUCAGGGGACAAGGGCGCAUCAAGUGAUUGGUGAGCCGAGCUCAGGAAUAGUGGCACUUGAGUUCACAACAAGCACAGGCAGCACAUCAGAGAGAGAGAGCCUACCAACAUGCUUCACACAGAGCGAGCAGGAUGAUUUUCUAUCACGAAUAUGGACUUAUUGCGAUCUACUAGGUUUCAUUCACUUGCUUUCGCCUUGGUCAUCUAUGGCGCACUAACCAUAGGGAUAGAUGGUGCAUCCCCUCUGAAAGCGAGGUCGGCGGGCCCGUUAACGGACCAGUGUUUUCCCAACCCCUGCUACAACCGGGCCAUCUGCCGUAGCCGUGGUGACGGUUACUCUUGUUUCUGCGUGCCGGGGUUCCAGGGAGAGCGCUGCCAGAUCGAGGUGAACGAGUGUGUGUCGCAGCCCUGCAGGAACAGAGCCACCUGCGUAGACAGGGUGGGCAGGUACGCCUGCCUCUGCAGCCCGGGGUUCACAGGUGCCACCUGUGAGGUCCAGAUUAACGAGUGUCAAUCACAGCCCUGCCUCAACGGCGGGAGUUGUCAUGACUACGUCAACGGCUUCUCAUGCACCUGCAUGCCCGGUUUCCAGGGCGACCGCUGUGAAAUUGACGUUGACGAGUGCCAUCACCAGCCAUGCCAAAACGGGGCCCUGUGUAUUGAUAGGUUGAAUGGGUACAGCUGCGACUGCUCUCAGACCACCUUCACUGGGCGACACUGUGAAACUGCUGCUCCUCCAUGCACGUCCCAGCCAUGCCUCAACGGCGCCAUCUGUGUGGAGGACGAGGGGAACUACACCUGUGACUGCUGGCCAGGGUUCAAGGGUCGUCAGUGUGAGGUGGAUGUGAGUGAGUGCAGCAGCAACCCCUGUCUGUACAGGGGACACUGUAUAGAGCUGUCCUGGCAGAGCCUGUAUGGUUCAGAGCCUCUGCUUCCAGACCACUACGACCCACAGCAAGCUGCAGGCUUCAUAUGCAGCUGCCCACCAGGAACCACAGGUACUCUUUGUGAGGAGGUAGUGGACACGUGUGACCUCAGCCCUUGUGAGAAUGGGGGUCAGUGUGAGAGCCUUGUGGGGGGCUAUGUGUGCCACUGCUCUCCGCAGAACCAAGAUGAGUUCCUGUACGGGGGACAGAACUGCAGCGAGGCUAUGGUGGGCUGUGAGGGCCACGAGUGUCAGAACCAGGGCUCGUGUUCCCCCUUCCUGAGCGACGGACAUCAUGGCUACUCCUGCCUCUGCCCCCCGGGCCUCACCGGGCCUCUCUGCCAGACCCCCACAGCCUUCUCCUUCGAGCAGAAAGGCUAUUUGCUGUUGCAGAGCCCACUGCUGGCCGCGGAGGCCUCAUGCAACAUCACCCUGAGCUUCCGGACAGUGCUGCCCAGGGCCGUGCUCUUCCAGCGGAGCAGUGGAGGGCUGGUCCUGGGUCUGGAGCUACUGGGGGGCCAGCUGAUACUCAGCCUGAGGAGGGAGGCCUUGGCUGGGGGUGGGGAAGAGGGAGAGGCCCUGCAGCUUAGGCAGACCCUGGAGCUCCCCCUUAACGUGACUGAUGGGGAGUGGCACUCUGUGAAGGCCGUGCUGGAGGACGAUCUGCUCAGCCUCAGGCUCCUGGAUGGUGGGGUCUGUCAGGAGCAGGACUGUGAGAGCGAAGCCCGGGUCAAUGGCACCCUGGCUGGGGCGGAUCUUCGAGAGUCUCCCCUCCAGAACACUGUCAUUGGCGGGGUGGUGGAGACAGGCGGCGCCCUGGUCCCAGUCCCGGCCUUCAUUGGCUGUCUGCGGGACGUGUUUGUGGACUCCCAGCUGGUGGUUCCGGAGGAGUGGCUGAGCGACUCGGCAUUGAACGUGACUGCAGGCUGCAGCCACAGGGACCGAUGCCAGGACAGCCCCUGUGAGAACAGAGGACAGUGCAUCAACCUGUGGCAGAGCUACCAGUGCCGGUGCCCCCGGCCAUACGAAGGUCACGACUGUGCUGAGGAGUAUGUGACGGCUCGCUUCGGCAGUGAGGACUCUCAGAGCUAUGCCGUCUUCACCAUCACAGACGACCCAGGAAGUGACAUCACUGUCUCCCUCUUCCUGCGCACACGUCGCCACGCUGGCCUCUUAUUGGUGCUCGUCAACAGCACCAGCCAAUACCUGCGCCUGUGGCUGGACAAGGGACGGGUCAGAGUUCAGCUCCAUAACUUUGAAACCUUGACCAGUGAGAGUGCAGUCAACGACGGAGACAUCCACUUUGUGAGCAUGGUGGUUGACCGUGAGCAUAUGGUCCUGUAUAUAGCCAACCAGAAGCAGGGCUCGGUGGAGGUCAGGACGCUGGACAGUCAAAUGGGAGAUGUCGUGUAUGUUGGGGGUCUGGCGGAGCAGAAGGCGUCAGCAGCGUUCGGGGGCUACUUUAAAGGCUGUAUACAGGACCUGAGGAUCAACGGAGAGAGACUGCAAUUCUUCAGGCUGGACACCCCGGUGACGUCAUAUCCUGUCGAACUCAUGGCUAACGUCACAGCGGGCUGCACUGGGGAUGACUCCUGUAGUAGGAACCUGUGUCAGAACGGAGGGAUGUGCUACUCCAUGUGGGACGACUUCACUUGCACCUGCCCCCCCAACACUGCAGGGCGGCGCUGUGAGGAGGUCAAGUGGUGUGAGCUGUCACCCUGCCCCGCACGGGCAGAGUGUAAAAUCCUCAGCCAGGGAUACGAGUGCUUUUCCAACGCCACUUUCCUUGACGACAGCAGUGUGCUGUCUUACCGCGGUAACGGCCGUAUCCAACGCAGCCUGGCCAGCAUCUCCCUCAGCAUGCGCACCCGUAAACGCCACGCCGCCAUCUUGCACGCUGAGAGUGGGCCGGAGUUUGUGACGGUGUCUGUGCAGGAUGGCCUUCUCUUCCUUGAGCUCCAGAGCGGGGUGGGGGAGGGUUCCUCCACAGUGUCCCUCAGCAGUCGGAGGAGGGUCAGUGACGGGGAGUGGCACAGCAUCCACCUCUUCAUGGUCACCCCCUGGGCAGAGGCAUCCCGCUGGACCAUGGUGCUGGAUGAGGAGGCGGAGGAGGCAGGGACCUCCAGCAGCGAAGGGGGCAACCUGGACUUCCUCAGGGAGGAGGUGGACAUCCUGCUGGGGGGGCUGGGGCCCGAGGCUGGCUGGAGCCUAGUGGGGUGCCUGGGCACCGUGGAGGUGGGGGGCAUCGCCCUGCCUUACUAUAGCCCUUCAGAGGUCAACCUUCCCCGGACUCAGGAGGAGCAGUUCCUGCGGACAUCCCCCAGCCCACCCAGGGGCGGGUGCAGUGGAGGCCCGGUGUGCCAGCCCAGCCCAUGUGUGAACAGAGGCAGCUGCCAGGACCUCUGGAACCUGUUCAACUGUAGCUGUGACGAGGGCUGGGCCGGACGCCGUUGUGAGCUCAACACAGACACCUGCGCCUCCAACCCCUGUAUCCAUGGCAACUGUAGCGUUCAGGGGCUGGCAUUCAAGUGUUCCUGUGAGUUUGGCUACACUGGUAUGAACUGUGAGGAGGAGGUGGAUGUGUGUGAGAACCAUCUAUGUGCUCAUGGAGGGACGUGUCUACAUGGAGUGAACAAGUACGCCUGUCUGUGUGCUGAGAACUACACCGGACCUUACUGCAAUGAUCGCGUUGAGGAAAUUCCAUGGUACAUAGUAGUCAACAGGAAUGUUCGGCCCAAGCUGCCAGUGUCUGUCUGUGGAGAUGAAACCAGAAACUACACCUGCUUCAACUCAGGGAACUGCACCGAGAGAGAGCUGUCCUGUGACUGUCUACCCGGCUUCACAGGGCACCGCUGUGAGCAGGAGGUGGAUGAGUGCAAGUCCAACCCCUGUCUGAAUGGGGGCUACUGCCGAAACCUCAUCAACAAGUACCACUGUGUGUGUGACAUGAGUUUCGCCGGGGACAAUUGCCAGAUCGACUUAACCUCUGAAGGGCUGACCACUGACCUAUUGCUGUCGGUCAGUCUGGUGUCAGUGGUGCUGCUACUGGCCCUGGUCAGUACCUCUGUGGGUCUGGUGGUGGCUCUGAACCGUAGGGCCACCCAUGGAACCUACAGCCCCAGCCGACAGGAGAAGGAGGGAUCCCGCGUAGAGAUGUGGAACAUAGCCCAGCCGCCGCCCGUGGAGAGACUCAUAUAAAACAUGGUCCAGUUUCAAACCCACCACUCACUGCUGUCCCAACACUGUUCCAUGGAAACAUAUUGAGACACAACUCACUGGCCUGGGCCCAGUUUCAAACCCACCACUGACCCAACACAGGCUGAAUCUCAAACCGAACACUUGGCCCUUGAGCCCUUUAUCAAGUGAUCCAGCCACACUGACUGUCCUGGGCCCAGUUCCAAACCCACUACUCAACACAAUGGAGAGACUCAUAGAGGAGACUUUAUCCCAAUAUCAUUGCUGGGGUAAUAUAAUACUAUGUGCCAUUUAGCAGACACUUUUAUCCACGUUUUACGUAUGUGUGGUACCGGGAACCGAACCCACUAUCCUGGUGUUGCAAGCACCAUGCUCUACCAACUGAGAUACAGAGGUCCUUCCUGACCUGAUCUUUUGAGUUUAUUUUUUGAGUUUAUUUUUAUUUUUACAGGGACAGUGCACAUUAAUCAACAUUUCAGUAAAAGGGCCGGUUUUAGCCAACCG